Penicillium waksmanii is the source of this 2487-nucleotide messenger RNA. RefSeq lists its product as uncharacterized. Gene Ontology annotation, cellular component: chromatin. The coding region runs from base 1 to 2487 and encodes 828 amino acids. The record is from RefSeq and is a predicted model, not a curated record. Gene Ontology annotation, molecular function: RNA polymerase II cis-regulatory region sequence-specific DNA binding; DNA-binding transcription factor activity, RNA polymerase II-specific; zinc ion binding. NCBI's taxonomy places the organism in Eukaryota, Fungi, Ascomycota, Eurotiomycetes, Eurotiales, Aspergillaceae. The transcript is spliced from 5 exons. Gene Ontology annotation, biological process: regulation of transcription by RNA polymerase II; DNA-templated transcription.
AUGGUGUGUAAGCUAUGCCGCCCCGAAGGAAAGCGAACUGCUGCGAACGGUGUGGUCGCUCGUUCAGAAGAAAGGAGCAUCUUGAUCGCCAUCGCCGCAUCCGUGAGGCUGCUCCCUCUUGGCUGGCCACAGGGGCUCUUGCAGACUCAGGGAUUGACUUUAGAACUAGACACGCAAGAAAGGCCGUACGGCUGUGACUGCGGUGCAAGCUUCACCCGCCGCGAUCUGCUCUCACGCCAUGUCAGGCUGCACCAUCCACAACCACCUUACCUAGAAGAUCUUGAAACCGUACAGCAACCUUUCCGUGAGACUUUUUCGUCUAUCCCACACAAUGCUACUAGGACACGUGAUCCCUUCGUAUUCUACUCGCCGUCGCAGUUACAGGCCUCGCAAGAGAUCAAUGGCACAGAAGCUCCUGCUGCAUACGCCGUAUCACCCCGUCAAAUAUUUAGUCACACGCCAGCCUCAACAAUAAACACCCAGGAAAAUGAAAAUGCCCCUUUUCGGGAAAUAAUAAAUGAUAAUGAGAUGCACUCUGAAAUCCGUGUUCUACAUGAAAUAUCAGACCCGUCCCGGGAGGAACUCUAUCCUUUCGAUGAAUUUGCCAACUUUUUAUGGUUUUUGGGAUUUCCAGAAGAAUGGGGCUCGGCUAGCAUGGAAAUCGCCGGUGACAUUACCCCGAGCGAAGGAAAUAACAACAAUCUGGCGAAAGACCGUGAAGCAAAUGUGAAGGAGGGCGACGAUUCUCCUUUUCAACCCUGGCUUCCGAGCGUUCCGUCAAAGGAGCAAUGCCUUCACUCGUAUCAGGAAAUGGUUUCCCGCCAGUUCCACGGCCAGGACGCAUUUUUCUGGGUGGAUGAGGCUCAGCGCGAACAAAUCCAAGUCUCACUGGAGGAACACCGGGCCAUCACACCCGGCUUUCUAAUUCCCUCCAGGCACACGUUGUCCCGAUACCUUGCUGCGUUCUUCGAAGGAUUUCAUUCCCACCUACUGUUCAUUCACCUGCCUACAUUUCGACUCACCGAUCAUCCUCUGGAGUUAAUUCUCGCCAUAAUGUCUGCAGGGGCACAAUAUCGGUUUGAACAUCAAAAUUCAACCAAGUUCUUCAAAGCCGCCAAAGCUAUUGUGUCACAGAGACAUCACUUGGAUGAUGUGACUGGGGCCUCUUGGUUUAUCGGGCGAAAUCCUACUGAUGCACCUGGCGACUUGCUCGGCAUGGAUGAUGAUUUGGGUGUCAUACGCUGUCUGCUCAUCCUAAUGGGUGUUGGGACUUGGCAGGACACUACGAUGCUUAAAGAAGCGUUGCACCUUCGGAGCCUGCUGGUAGGCUGUCUACGGCGAUCGGGUCUACAAGAGAUCCACCAGCCUUCGACCACUGAGCACAUGGACUGGCUGCGCUGGGCAAAAAGCGAAUCCAUUCGGCGAACGAAAUUGGCCGCCUUUUCGUUUGUUGACAUGUAUAGCAUUGCUUACAAUAAUUAUCCUCCCAUUCGAAAUCAUGAGGUCAAGCUCCGUUUACCAUGUCCUACGAGAGUAUGGAACGCUUCAAAUGCGAUGGACUGGUUGGAAGCCUACCGAGUCGCUGGUGCGGAUCAGCUUUUCUACCAUGAUGCUUUGUCUCUUCUGUUGCGUAAUUCGGCUUCCGCACCGGCUCUCAGUCCCGUGCCGUCUCCAUUGGGAAACUAUUAUCUUCUUCACGGCUUAAUUCAACGAAUCCACAUUAUUCGUGAACUAGGACUGGAUAUCAACGAUGACUACACGGAGUUUCCGGAGGUCGAGUCAAACAGGCUUGAGCACGCUUUACGCUCUUGGACCACAAUGUGGCAACAAGCUCCGGAGUCCAAUAUUGAUCCCGCCAACGAAAAUGGCCCGGUGCCGUUUACAUCGAGUUCAAUGCUUUGCUUGGCUUACUCACGUCUCAAUUUAAAUCUGGGUCCUUUCAGACAGCUGGAAACGCGAGAUCCAUCUAUUAUCGCUGAGGCACUGGGGAGGUCCCCACCGCUGAGAAACAGCGGAAGUAUCAUCUCUGCGCUUAUUUACGCGAUACAUUCUUUCAGCAUCCCGGUUCGCCUUGGCCUGGACUAUGUAGCUCGCAGCCAAGCUUUUUUCUGGAGUGUUCGCCACGCGUUGUCAAGCUUUGAGUGCGUGGUGCUACUCAGCAAGUGGCUAUUCCAACUGGCGGUCACUAGAGAGCCUAAUCUAAAUGCAAAGGAACGACGUAUACUACGCUGGACAUCACUGGUUGUUGAGGAAGCAUAUGACUCAAUUGACUUUGAUGACGAAUCACCCAUAACACGACACAGCGGCCCCAGGGAAUUAGGGUUAGGGGUUCUUGCAAUUUGGUCUCGUUUCUUCCAACACAAUACCCAGUGGCAUUUUAUAAAUAUCCUUGGCCAAAGCUUAUCGUUGUAUGCCGGGGUUAUGGCGGCUAAUUUUAAAGAGGGGCCAUCGGACGAAUUUGAAAUCAGGGUGCCUUUAAAUAUCUAA